Messenger RNA from Necator americanus (New World hookworm), 1695 nucleotides. RefSeq lists its product as uncharacterized. Gene Ontology annotation, molecular function: chloride channel activity. NCBI's taxonomy places the organism in Eukaryota, Metazoa, Nematoda, Chromadorea, Rhabditida, Ancylostomatidae. Bases 1 to 1695 code for a protein of 564 amino acids. The record is from RefSeq and is a predicted model, not a curated record. The transcript has 17 exons.
AUGACGGUCACCUACAAUCGUGACGUUUCUCAGACGUCCAUUGUGUCCUUCCUUAGGCUACAGUUGCGAUGGCGUGGUUCCAUAUGGAAAUCCGUGUUGAAGGAAUUGACUAUAUUUACGACAGCGUUCGCGAUUAUUACGACAGUUUAUCGAACUAAUCACUUCCUAUCAGAAGAGCAAAGAAGGUUCUGGGACAAUCUAUCUGCAUUAUUUGAUCAAAAGCUGGACUACAUUCCGCUCACCUUCAUGCUUGGUUUCUUCGUAACGAUUAUCGUCAGCAGAUGGAACGAAUACUUCAAUAAUAUCGGAUGGGUGGACAAUACAGCAUUGGUGAUGUCCACCUAUUUACGAGGAAACGAUGAAAAAAGUCGGAUGAUGCGAAGAAAUGUAAUUCGAUACAUGGUGCUUACACAGGUGCUAAUCUUUCGAGAUAUUAGUAUGCAAGUUCGACGUCGACUUCCCACUCUGGACACCGUGGUUGCUGCAGGCUUUAUGACUGAAGCGGAACGUGAUAAAUACGCUGUAUACAACAACAAAUUCAAAGAGAUCCGAUGUACACCUCAUUUUCUUCCUGUGCAUUGGUCAUACACGAUACUCUUUGAGGCGCGUACAUCCGGUAAACUGAGCUGCGAUCUGAUGUUAAAUGAGAUCAUCAAGCACAUUGGAGAUUUUCGCCGUGGUCUUGCUCAGCUCGCCAAUUUCGAUUGGGUCCCUAUUCCUUUGGUGUAUCCUCAAGUAGUCUUCCUUGCUGUCAGAGCGUACUUCUUCCUUUGUCUUAUUGCUCGACAAUCUGUUCUUAUCGACGGUGAACCACCAAAAGACGCGAAUCCAUUGUAUCCGUUGGUGCCUUUUGCUAUGACUGCUCUUCAGUUCGUAUUCUAUGUUGGAUGGAUGAAGGUGGCCGAAAGUCUUAUGAAUCCACUUGGUGAAGAUGAUGACGAUUUUGAAUGCAAUUACCUGAUCGACAGGAACCUUCGAGUCGGGUUAACAAUAGUCGACGACUGCUACGGUGACCUACCACAACAGCAGAAAGAUGGUUUUUGGGGAGCUGAGGCGAUAGAACCAUUGUACUCAGCUGAUUCGGCUGUGAAACCUGUGAACCCACAGAUUGGUUCCGCUGCUCACUAUGAGUUGGAACAAGACGAAGUCGUCAUGAUGCCUCAUAUUGCCGGAGAUGACCUGGACGAUCUGUCGAUAGACGAUGCAGAGGCGAGACUAUUGCCUCGGGGUAUCUCUGUUGUUUCUGUGAAUCGUCAUUGUGGUAGUCGCACAAGCCUUGCAAGUAGGAGAGGUGUCAUCGACAGUAUCCGCAAGCAAUUUAGUCGGGCUGGUGUAGCGCUCUCGGUAAGAGGUUUCGCUGUCUGCACGAUCGAUCGGAGAAAUGACAUGCGAAAAUUGUCACGACCAACUCGACUCAACAUGUCGCAAAUGUCCUUGAACAAUGAUCUGAAGACAACUAUCGAAGGUGGAAGUUCACUGGAUAUUCUGAAUGAUCUUGCUGACGAAGCAGCACGAAAUCCGAUGCUUCUCACUCCAGACGGUGAAAUAUCACCGGCUAGCCCCCUGCGAAGAUCUCCGGUGACCGAAACAUUGACAACUGUGCCGGAAGAGGAUGAGGAAAGUCAGCGAACACGGAAUAGUGUCGAUUUGAGGCGAUGGAGACAGGAAGCGGAGAAAGAUCGACGGCAACAAUGA